AUGGGCCGCGAGGAAUUAAGGGCGGAGAAUCGAGGAGACGUCUGGACGACGCAGCAGGCAGACAGGAGAUGCUUCCGCCUUUUGUAUUCUGGUGGUCUUGGAGGGGUGGAGCGGCGGAGAGGUCGUGAGGGCGAAAGGACCAGGAGGGAGACGGAGGGGAGGCAAAGGGAGGGUCAGAACGGGACGCAAAACUGGCCUUGA
Molecule: messenger RNA, 201 nt
Organism: Glarea lozoyensis ATCC 20868
Lineage: Eukaryota; Fungi; Ascomycota; Leotiomycetes; Helotiales; Helotiaceae
Exons: 1
Coding region: 1-201 (66 amino acids)
Source: RefSeq, a predicted model, not a curated record